AUGCCGCGAGCGAUUUCAGUCAAACAUACUCCGGGCAAGCCUGGGCAGGUAUAUUAUCCCCUGAGCAUCGACACUGUACCGAAACCAAACCCGGGACCAGGCCAACUAAUUGUUAAAUUUCACGCGAUCAAAAGUGCUGCCCUCAAUCAUCGAGAUUUAUUUAUUCGUCAGGCUCUUUACCCGGCCAUUGGUUUUGGAGUACCUCUCCUGGCCGACGGAUGCGGUACGGUGACCGAUGUGGGUUCCGGGGCUGAUGCUUCGUGGAUCGGCAAACGAGUGGUGCUCAACCCAGGUACGGGGUGGGAAGAAGCCCUCGAAGGACCAGAAGACCCUCGAGGGUAUCGGAUCUUGGGCGGCACGAAGUCCAACGACAUCGGCACAUUACAGGAAUAUUGUGCCAUUGAUCAGAACGAAGUCGAGGAAGCACCUGCGCACUUGAGCGACGUGGAAUGUGCGGCGAUCCCUCUGACUGGACUCACGGCGUGGAGGGCGGUCAUGGUCAAGUGUGGUUCUCACAAUCUUCAACCUGGAAAGAACAUUCUCAUCACCGGUAUUGGCGGUGGUGUGGCUUUGAUGGCACUUAUGUUCGUCACGGCGACAGGAGCCAAUGCCUGGGUGACGAGUGGUGACCAGGCCAAGAUUGACCAGGCCGUCGCACUGGGCGCAAAAGGUGGUGUGAUUUACAAGGAGAAGGACUGGCACUCCAAACUCCUCAAGAUGUUGCCAAAAGACAAUAAAAAGUUUGAUGCCAUUGUGGACGGUGCCGGUGCUGAUAUAGUUGAAAAAGGGGCCAAACUAUUGAAGGAUGGUGGUAUAGUUUCAAUCUAUGGUAUGACGGUGAGUCCGAAGAUGCCAUUCUUGAUGCAAGCCGUCUUGCGCAACAUUGAAGUCAAGGGUUCAACUAUGGGGAGUCGGAAGGAGUUCAAGGACAUGGUUGAUUUCGUCAAACGGUCCAAAUCGAAGCCCGUGGUGAGUCGAGUUGUCAGUGGUAUCGAGAAUCUCGAUGGUAUCAACGGUCUGUUCGACGAAAUGAAGAAGGGAUCACAGUUUGGGAAAUUGGUCGUCGAGAUAGGUGACCAGAGACAGGCCAAAUUGUGAAAUGGUGAUAUACAUAUCUACUGGGGACAUGUGGCAAUUGAGUUCUUCCCAGUCAGUGAUUGUGGAAUGAAGCUUUAUACAAUGAGGAAAUUUUGAGGAGAUCUAAGUCAUGGAUGAGGAAGAGCGUUGAAUAUUCAGUGGUAGUACCGAUGGAUAAAGUAGCUGGGUGGACAAGGUACCUUUGUACCUACCUAGGUAGUAAUGGGUAUAAAAUUCACAGAA
Exophiala oligosperma is the source of this 1320-nucleotide messenger RNA. RefSeq lists its product as uncharacterized. The coding region runs from base 1 to 1098 and encodes 365 amino acids. The transcript is spliced from 4 exons. The record is from RefSeq and is a predicted model, not a curated record. NCBI's taxonomy places the organism in Eukaryota, Fungi, Ascomycota, Eurotiomycetes, Chaetothyriales, Herpotrichiellaceae. Gene Ontology annotation, molecular function: oxidoreductase activity.